AUUACUAGAAAACAACAUGAACACAUUUCUUUGGCUUACCCUCAUCUUAUUAUAUAUGAUCUCAGCGGCCACAUCCGCCACUCUUACCGUGAACUGGUCCCUAGGAACCGACUACACUCCGCUUGCCACCGGAAAGACUUUUUCCAUCGGCGAUACCAUCGUUUUUAGCUAUAGUACGGGUCACACUGUGGACGAAGUGAGCGAGGUUGACUACAAGAGCUGUACCUUAGGGAACUCCAUUACAUCGGACAGCAGCGGAACAACGACCAUAGAUCUCAAGACCACUGGUCCUCGCUACUUCAUAUGUGGAAUCCCCGGCCAUUGUUCCACCGGUAUGAAGCUAGCCGUCAACGUCGCUUCAGACUCUUCAACUAAUGUAGGCGGUGGCACAACCACACCAACCCCUUUCAUCGAAGGUGGUAGCACCACCACACCAACCCCUCUCACCGGAGGUGGUGGUUACGUUCCCACGACCACACAGGCUAUUGCUUGUGGUGGUUGGGCCGUUUCUUCUCCGUUAUGGGCUAUGAUUGUGACUUGGACCAUUCUGUUUUAUGCCUUGGAUUUGUCUUAGUUGACAAUUUAUUAUAGGAGUGUGUUGUAGUGUUAGCUACCAAAAUGUAUUUGUUACAUGUAGAAUGGUUCGUCUUUUCUUUUAAAACAUACUGAACUUGGACACAAAAGAAUAACAAGAUUGUCAUGUCUGUAUGUGAAAGCAUCUUAUGAGUAUGAUGCUCCCUAAAGCAUCAGAU
Molecule: messenger RNA, 752 nt
Organism: Raphanus sativus (radish)
Lineage: Eukaryota; Viridiplantae; Streptophyta; Magnoliopsida; Brassicales; Brassicaceae
Product: blue copper protein
Exons: 2
Coding region: 17-574 (185 amino acids)
Cellular component (GO): plasma membrane
Molecular function (GO): electron transfer activity
Source: RefSeq, a predicted model, not a curated record